UUCCAGGACUCCAGCCAAGGAUUUCUGACAUCCACACAGAAAUGAGUGAGCAGGAUGUGACCUAUUCAGAGCUGAAAUUUCAUAGUCCUAAUGAACAGCAAAGCAGACAGAGAGCUGAGAAAGCCAAGAAUGAAGUUCUCCAGAAUGAAAACCCCAACAAACAGCAUGAAUUAUUGCAUAACCUCACCCAACUGCAGAACACUCUGGAAAUCUGCCAUCAGCAAAAAGAUGAUCUCCAAGCAAAGAACACAAACCUCACAAAUAUUGUGAACAUUAAAGUUCUGCAGAACAAAACCCUCAACAAGCAAUGUGAAAUUGUGGACAAUAUCACCCAACUGCAGAAAACACUGGAAAUCUGCCACCAGCAAAGAGAUGAUCUCCAAGCAAAGAACACAAACCUCACAAAUAUUGUGAACAUGAAAGGAGAUAAAUGUAGACCUUGCCCAGAGAGCUGGAUACAGCAUGGAGAGAAGUGUUACCAUUUUUCGAAGGAAAUGAAAACAUGGCACAAGAGUAAAGAAUACUGCUCUUCUUGGGGAUCCCUACUGCUUAAAAUAGAGAACAAGGAAGAGCUGGAUUUCAUAAAGUCUCAGGCCUCAUUUCACUGGAUUAGAUUAUCCCGUAUGGCAAUGGGUCAUAGCUGGGUGUGGCAGGAUGGCACAGCCCACUCCACUGACCUGUAAG
Molecule: messenger RNA, 684 nt
Organism: Malaclemys terrapin pileata
Lineage: Eukaryota; Metazoa; Chordata; Testudines; Emydidae
Product: C-type lectin domain family 1 member A-like
Exons: 6
Coding region: 42-683 (213 amino acids)
Source: RefSeq, a predicted model, not a curated record